Messenger RNA from Drepanopeziza brunnea f. sp. 'multigermtubi' MB_m1, 513 nucleotides. NCBI's taxonomy places the organism in Eukaryota, Fungi, Ascomycota, Leotiomycetes, Helotiales, Drepanopezizaceae. The record is from RefSeq and is a predicted model, not a curated record.
AUGAGCCUUCUUGCUACUGUCGUUUUCGUCCUUGAGAUCCCACGAGUUACAUCCCAUCAUGAGGUCCUCCCUCAACUGUCUUGCAAUCGCACCGACCCUCAGAGACCACACACUCGACCUUACCAAGUCGAUCCACGCCAGAACGAACGGCAGGCACAUAACUGCAUCAGCAGCCAUCACCCACCCCACGGCCGUCCGUUCCCGCGCCGCCUUCACGAGACAGGCCACGGCUUUGUGGUGCGGUUCUGGGCUGCCGACGACGGUGUCGGCGGGGAACCGCUGGACGGUUCGGAUGCCGCAGUGCUCGACGAUCUUGAUGCAGAGGAGGAAACUCGGGAUGGAUAUCUGGGAGGGGAGCGCUGGUCUGCUGUCGGAGGAGCGGGGGGUGGCGUAGGGAUGCGAGUAGAGGAAGGCGAUCAGUUCAAUGAUGUGCAGCACAUGCCAUGGAACGCGAAGUGGGCAAGGAGAGAUAUUCUUAUGGCGGAGCGGGGAUUCUCGCAGGCCCAGUCCUGA